Messenger RNA from Megalops cyprinoides (Indo-Pacific tarpon), 3474 nucleotides. RefSeq names its product caseinolytic mitochondrial matrix peptidase chaperone subunit Xa (gene clpxa). Gene Ontology annotation, cellular component: mitochondrial matrix. NCBI's taxonomy places the organism in Eukaryota, Metazoa, Chordata, Actinopteri, Elopiformes, Megalopidae. Gene Ontology annotation, molecular function: zinc ion binding; ATP-dependent protein folding chaperone; ATP binding. The coding region runs from base 405 to 2288 and encodes 627 amino acids. The transcript has 15 exons. The record is from RefSeq and is a predicted model, not a curated record. Gene Ontology annotation, biological process: protein catabolic process; protein folding; proteolysis.
AUUAGGCUGUUCAGUGUUGGCCAAAAACUGUGUGGUGACCUACUUCGUAAUAGCAGGGGUUACGUCAUUUGGAUCUGUGCUGUCACAUAGGAAGGAGAAACGGCGUUUUGGGAGUUUACCAAUGCGAUCUGUACAUUGUGGUUCUGUACACAUGACAGUCGGUCCUGGAGCAAAUCUCCCAACCCGUUCCAUUUUCACGCAGUGACUCGACAAAUUUAUUCAUAACCUGACGGUGUUUGGUCGGUUCCUAUCGCGGAUCUACCCGCUUGGGCCUACCAACACAUUUCAACAUCACCCGUCAUUUGCCGAGCAGAAAGAACAUAACGUUCCAGUUACUACCAUCUUAGCCACGGUAUAGCUAACUAACUGAUAUUGGCAGCUGGACCUUUGUUAACGACGAAAAUAUGUCCUGUACGUGCACGUCUGCGGCGAGAUUACUCAUCAGUUCAGCACACAAAGGAUUCACUUGCUCUAGGUUUCAGCUGUUUGCUCUGAGUAGACCUGGCUCUCAUGAAGUUCCUCUUACACGGAGAGUCCCUGUGAGAUCAUUCUCAGAGACAACAGUCUAUUUUGCAUCAAAGGACGGAACAACAAAAGAUGGCUCUGGUGAUGCUGGAAAGCAGAAGUCAAUGAGUGAAGGAGCUGGAAAAAGAUCUGCGGGUUCAGGAGGUUCCGGAAAAGGAGGCAGUCAGCUCCGCUGCCCCAAGUGCGGCGACCCCUGCACUCAUGUUGAAACGUUUGUCUCUUCAACACGCUUUGUGAAAUGUGAAAAGUGCCAUCACUUCUUUGUGGUGCUCUCUGAAACGGACUCGAAGAAGAGUUUGAAUAAAGAGCCAGAAUCUGCUGCAGAAGCCGUAAAACUGGCCUUUCAGCAGAAACCACCCCCACCUCCAAAAAAGAUCUAUGCCUACCUCGAUAAGUAUGUCGUCGGCCAGUCCUAUGCAAAGAAAGUGCUUGCGGUGGCUGUGUAUAACCAUUACAAGCGCAUUUAUAACAAUAUCCCAGCUGGCCCGAGACAGCAGGUAGAAGUGGAGAAACAGACCUCCCUUACAUCACGAGAGCUAGAAAUAAGAAGACGGGAGGAUGAAUACAGAUUUACAAAGCUGCUGCAAAUCGCUGGGAUCAGUCCCCAUGGCAACGCCCUCGGGGCCUCCAUGCAGCAGCAAGUGAAUCAGCAGGCCCCACAGGAGAAGAGGGGAGGGGAGGUCCUGGACUCCACCCAUAGUGACAUUAAACUGGAGAAAAGCAACAUAGUGCUGUUGGGCCCAACUGGAUCCGGUAAAACACUUUUGGCUCAGACCCUUGCGAAAUGCUUGGACGUACCCUUCGCCAUCUGUGACUGCACCACCCUGACCCAAGCAGGGUACGUUGGUGAGGACAUCGAGUCAGUCAUUGCAAAGCUGCUGCAGGACGCCAACUACUCAGUUGAGAAAGCACAACAAGGCAUAGUCUUCCUGGAUGAAGUUGAUAAGAUUGGCAGUGUUCCUGGAAUUCAUCAAUUGCGAGAUGUGGGAGGGGAAGGAGUACAGCAAGGCUUGCUCAAACUGUUGGAGGGAACUAUUGUCAAUGUUCCUGAGAAAAACUCGAGGAAGCUAAGAGGAGAGACGGUGCAAGUUGACACAACUAACAUCCUGUUUGUUGCCUCUGGUGCCUUUAAUGGACUUGACAGAAUAAUCAGCAGGAGAAAGAAUGAAAAGUACCUGGGCUUUGGCACUCCGUCUAACCUGGGGAAGGGGCGCCGCGCGGCGGCGGCGGCCGACCUGGCCAACAGCAGCGGCGAGGUGGACACGGUGCAGGAGAUGGAGGAGAAGGACCGGCUGCUGAGGCACGUGGAGGCGCGUGACCUCAUCGAGUUCGGCAUGAUCCCCGAGUUCGUGGGGCGCCUGCCCGUGGUGGUGCCCCUGCACAGCCUGGACGAGGAGACGCUGGUGCGCAUCCUGAUCGAGCCCCGGAACGCCGUGGUGCCGCAGUACCAGGCCCUCUUCAGCAUGGACAAGUGUGAACUGAAUGUAACACCAGAUGCCUUGAGAGCCAUAGCCAGACUGGCUUUGGAGAGAAAGACAGGCGCUCGUGGGCUGAGAUCAAUCAUGGAAAAGCUGCUGCUCGAACCCAUGUUUGAGGUCCCACAUUCCGACAUUAUUGCUGUGGAGCUGAACAAAAAUGUAGUUCAUGGGAAAUCAGAACCCAGAUACAUUAGGACACCUGCUAAAGAAUCUGCUGAUGAGGACUACGAUUCUGGCAUUGAAGAGGAGAGCUGGCCACGGCAAGCAGACGCAGCCAACAACUGAUUUUUUUGGUCACUUAUUUCAAGAAAUUACUUAAAGAAGCAUAGAAUCCCAUCAUUUAAUAAGAUAAGCUAAGGGUUUUCUCACAAUCCAAGUAACUGAAUUGUAUGGAUACAUAAUCAGAAGGAACUAUGAUAGCUGAAUAAAAAGAUGAUUAUGUAUUUCUAUAACAAGAGUUUAUAAAGAGGACUAUUGAUUUUAGUUUGACUCUGCAAAACCGUGUUUCCACAUAUUGGAACGUAAUUCUUUAAGUGUUAGGAGGUGCAUUAACCCGGUGACCUGCUCUGUUCUUUUCUUGAUAGGGGGACUGUUAACAUGUUUAUCAAUGUAAAAAUUAUUUUAUUCUUAACAAACUAAGUAGGUAGUUUUAUUCUGAUUUUGAAAAUUCAGUCAAAAUGGUUUGGGAACCAAAUGGAUAUAGAUGGGAUCAUAAACUACAGUUCAACAAAUAGGGCUAGACAUUUUCAGCUUUAAGUUUUCUAAAUUUACAAAUUAAUUACAUGUUAUGGUCUUUUUGUUCAUUGAAGGGUUAAAUCCAUGAACUCAUCAAGUUAUUUGAUGUUUUUUUUUCUUUCAAAUAAACAUGUAUUGAUGUAAGACAGUUAGUUCUACUGAAAUACAAGUUUGAAAGGUCAGUUGCCUGAAGGUAAUUUGAAAGUUGCGAUUUUAUACACUUUAAACCAGCACACUUCACAGAACAAAUGUAAAUGGUGAAGUUUUUCCACCAUUAAGAAUGGUCAAGUCUGCUGCUGAAAAGGGAUUCUCAUGCAUAUCCCCAGAGGAAGUAUGUAUGCAUGUCUGGUGACAUUUUAAAGUAACUGGAUUGGAUGCACAUGCAGGGUUGAAAGAUCCAAACCAGCGUUUUAACACUUAUACCAAGGGAGUCUGAAGGCUUCAUUUUUCCCAUUGUGGUGCAGUGUUAUGUUUCUUCUUGGAACAUCCAUUUUCUUCUCAGUAUAAUAGCCAUUAUAUCCUUGUAAUCUUCAGGUUGAACCACAUUGCAGUCCUCAGCAAAGCCACAACAUGCUGGUUGAACACUGUAUAUUGUAACUGUACAUUCACUUCUGUUUCUUCUUGAGGAAACCUGGCUCUUUUUUACUCUUUAGUGACAGUUAGUUUGGAAAUUGCUACCUAUUCAUUUUUGAUCUAAGGCAUACAGGUCAAAAGCGCAUAUUUGCCCUAAAACAUU